AUGCGGGUCUCGCCCAAGUGCUCCGUCGGCUCUGCUCAGACGGGCUGUGAUUUAGCGGUCGGCCCCAGCCAGGACCAGGGGGCUUAUUACUCGGCUACUGCUAGUGCCAGCUCCUUGCCAGCUCCCGGAGCUGCCUCCUACAGACCCCGAAGAUUGCAACAGCUCGACGGUACUGGCUAUAUGUUUGGUAUAAUAGCGAGGUUAUACGAAGCAGAUAAUACAUGUAAGAUGCAGCAGACCACUGCUACCAAUGGUAGCAGUAGUAGUAGUAUUAUCCUGAUAGUCGCGGAGCCCAACGCCCCGUACAAGGAGGCAGCUUUUGGGACCGUACUAGUAAGCGAGCCGCCCGUACGGACAGCUGCCGGUUCGCUGAGAGCUGAAUUAGCUGCUCUGCACCCCGUGUCAGGACAGCUGCACAGUAAGUACCACCUAUGCUUGUUGGUGAUGGAGGGCUGGGGGGAUGCAUGGCCCGGUAAGGCGGCCGGAUUGCCGCUGGACCCGGUCCAAUCGAGUCUCAAGCUGCACGAGCAACCCUGGAGAUCUAUUGAAUUCGACCUCACUACGGCAUAUUAUUAG
This is a messenger RNA of Trichoderma asperellum CBS 433.97, 576 nucleotides long. NCBI's taxonomy places the organism in Eukaryota, Fungi, Ascomycota, Sordariomycetes, Hypocreales, Hypocreaceae. The record is from RefSeq and is a predicted model, not a curated record.